This is a messenger RNA of Paramecium octaurelia, 2524 nucleotides long. NCBI's taxonomy places the organism in Eukaryota, Ciliophora, Oligohymenophorea, Peniculida, Parameciidae. The record is from the annotation of a GenBank genome assembly.
UUUUGUGAAUCCUCUCAAAAUGGAAGAAGCUUAAACACGACUUUAGAAGAUUGGACUUGAUGAAACAACAAUCAAGAACACUAUCAAAGGAAAAAAUGCAUUGAAAUCAAUUCUUUAGACUCUUGAUUUGAUUGGGGUUUAGGAAUGUGAUAAGAAAGUAUUAUAAUUCUUUCACUUAGAUUGGAAAUUUAUUAUAUGAGAUGUCCUAAAAUCUAACAGAGGCCCUUGACAAUAGAAGAGCUCUUUUGGCUAAAUAUAUAGUUGAAGGAAAGAUUACCAACAAAUUGCAGUUGGAAGGUGCUCUAGAAUACUUAAGAACACACACUCAUUUGGAAUAAAUUCCUGCCGAAGACUUUGAUAAGGCAGCUGGUGUAGGGAUAGUUGUGACUCCAGAAUAAAUAAAAAACACAGUGGCUGAAUUCCUUAAGACUAAGUAGGACUUGAAGACUAUCCGAUAUACUUAUAAUUUCUCUGAAUACACAAAAUAAGUAAGAUCACUCCUACCCUUUGCCGAAGGAAAGUUAUUGACCUAAGAACUCAAUCAAUAAAUAGAAGCUAUACUUGGACCUAAGACCGAGGAAGAUUUAAAGGCAGCCAAAACACAAGUCAAGAAACCACAAUAAUAACAAUAAUAAUAAUAACAAGUUUAACAGUAAGCAGAGGAGGAAGAUGAUUGCAAAUUUGAUAUCUCAAAGUUAGUCGCAAGAGAUCUUGCCACCACUGUUAACAGUGAAUAAUUAUUGAAUUGGAGAAAGUAGAAUUUCCCUUACGAAGUCUUAACACGAUUCCCCCCAGAACCAAAUGGUUACUUGCACAUUGGUCAUGCCAAAUCAAUCAAUUUCAACUUUAGGUUGGCUUAACACUACAAAGGAGUCACUUAUCUGAGAUUUGAUGAUACCAAUCCAGAAAAGGAAUGCCAAGAAUUUAUUGACAACAUCAAGGAAAACUUAAGAUUCCUUGGAUACACUCCUUUUAAGACCACUCACGCAUCAGACAACUUCGGUAAACUCUAUGAUUAUGCUGUCUAAUUGAUUCAAAAAGGAAAGGCCUAUUGUUGUUUCUUAACCAAAGAAGAAGUAUUAUUUAUAUUCUAUUAUCUCUUUAGUCAUCCAAAUUAAGAAGUGAUCUAAAACCUUCCCCAUACAGAGACACCCAACCAGCUGAAAAUCUGGAAAUCUUCAGAAAAAUGAAAAUGGGUUACUACAAAGAGAAUGAGGUUUGUUUGAGAGCCAAGAUUGAUCCAACUCAUCCUAAUCCCACUCUUAGAGACCCAGCCAUUUUCAGAAUCAGAUUCACUCCUCAUCCUCAUCAAGGGGAGAAAUGGUGCAUCUACCCUCUCUAUGACUUCACUCAUUGCAUUUGCGAUUCAAUUGAAGGUAUCACCCAUUCCUGCUGCACACUUGAAUUCGAAGUCAGAAGAGACCUCUAUUAUUGGUUCUUGAAAGAAUUAGAUCUUUACAGACCUUUCGUUUGGGAAUUCUCCAGAUUGAAUGUCUCCAACACAGUGUUGAGCAAGAGAAAACUUCAUCAUUUAGUCUUUAACAACAUUGUUGAUGGUUGGGAUGAUCCUAGAAUCUUGACACUCAACGGUCUCAGAAGAAGAGGAUACACUGCUGAUUCCAUCAACAAAUUCUGCGAUCUAAUCAGUGUUACUAGAAAAGGUAAUGAAAAUAUCAUCGGCAUGCAUGUCCUUGAGAGUUGCAUCAGAAAAGACUUAGACAUCAAGGCUCCAAGAACCAUGGCUAUCUUAGAACCAAUCGUAGCUAUUAUUGACAACGUUGCAGAAGACUUCUCAGAAGAAUUAGAGGUCGCCAUCAUCCCAAGAAAUCCAUAAAAGGGUAACAGAAAGAUCCUUUUGACUAAAUAAAUCUAUUUGGAUAAGAACGAUGUCAGGUAUACUUAUUUCAUUAUCUCCUUCUAAGAACUGAAGACCAUCCUGAUUUCUGGGGUGUUGCUCCUGGCAAGAUCAUUGGACUCAAACAAUGUGGUCCUUUCAAAGUUCUCAGUGUCACUGCCAAUGAAGUCCACCUAGAACGACUAGGAAAGGAUGUCAAACCUAAGGGAUUUUUACAUUGGUUGUCUGUUAAAGAGGCCACUCCUUGCGUUGCUAGAUUGUAUGAUUACUUAUUUGAAGCCUACGACCCUAAUGAAUUAGAUGACUACAUUAAGGGAAUCAAUCCAAACUCAAAGAUAGUUUGCUCUAAUGCUUUGAUGCACAAGUAAAUUUAUUUAUUUAAUUAUUUAGGGAUCUCUUGAAUUCCAAACCAGAAGACAAGGUCUAAUUUGAAAGAUUGGGCUAUUUCAACUUGGACUUCGAUUCAAAGGACGGAAAAUUCAUUUGGAAUAGAACUGUUACUCUUUAGGAGAAGGACAAGAUCAAGGCCAUUGCUUAAGUUGAUGGCAAGUAAGUUUAGAAAAAGGAUGUUCCUUAAUAAAAAAAGGAUGCCCCCAAAAAGGAAGCCAAGAAGGAAUGAUAAAAUAUACACAUACAAAUAAAAAUUUGUUUAAUUAAUUUAAAUCUAGC